Molecule: messenger RNA, 4420 nt
Organism: Osmerus eperlanus (European smelt)
Lineage: Eukaryota; Metazoa; Chordata; Actinopteri; Osmeriformes; Osmeridae
Product: zinc finger protein 770-like
Exons: 2
Coding region: 232-3579 (1115 amino acids)
Source: RefSeq, a predicted model, not a curated record
ACGGAACUAACGACAUUGUGGAAUGUUUCCGGACGUGCCGAAUUAACGACGGCUUGUGUUGCUGAAAGGAGAUAUAUCUCGUAGCUUUCGAUGUUUUUGGUGAAAUUCUGUAACUACAUAGUUAUAUUUGAUUUACAACUUUGGUUAUGACUAACGUGUGGUUAUUACAAUAAGAUAUAUAAAUGAGAUCACCCAUACCAACCUUCUGAUUCCAAGGAUCUUCAACCCGACAUGGAGGUGGAAAUGCCGGAAGUGAGCACAGUGGUGACCAGACAGGAGGUUUUUGGGAACACAGAGAAUAAUCUUCCCAGGAGACCUCAUCAGUGUGUAACAUGUUCCAAAAGCUUCUCAGCUCCCUCCAAGCUGCGGAGACACAUCCUCUCACACACAGGACAAAGACCCUUCGGUUGCCACUUCUGUGAAAAAGCGUAUCGUCAGUUAGCUCACUUGAAACUCCAUAUCAACUCACACUUUGCUCAGAGACCUUUAAGGAGAAUUAAUACAGGUUCUGACUCGCAUAGAAUUGACCCUGAGAAGGUAUUUCCAAAAAGGACAGAGACAUGUUUGCCCGGAGACUCAUCAAAUGGACUCAAUGGAGAGGACACAUUUGCAACUACUAGUGUCAGUCCAACUGCUUGCUACAACAGCAUGCCAGACAGUACUCUGGGUUCCUCCCAUGUCAGUCAACACCAUCUUUCAAUAGUCCCGUCUCUUCAUCCUGAAAUGGAAAGCUUUGGGUCACUGCCCAUACACGUGGAACCAGUGAGUGGCCAAGGCUCAAAUGUAUCCUGUAAACAUACUGUGGAUGAGGACACAUCUGGCCCAGAUGAAACCGUUGUCAAAGAUGUUCAGAAAUCGAACUGUCCAAGGACAGUCCAUCAAUGUCCUGAAUGCUUCAAGUGCUUCAGCGCUCCAUCCAAACUGAAGAGACACUGCCUCAUUCAUACGGGUCAGAGACCAUUUCACUGUACAAUUUGCUGCAGUUCCUUCAGACAGCUCUCCCACCUGAAGGCACACUCUACUGUUCACUCUGUGUAUGCCAAAAAGAGAAGUCCUUCACAGCCAAAACGAAAAUCUUUCGCACAACCCCAGAGAUCUCAAACUUGGCCAAGGAACUAUGUAUGCAACAUGUGUGGGAAGAAAUACAGACAGAUGAGACAUUUGAUCGUCCACCAGCAAACUCAUAAAGUUCCAGAGAUCUCUUUACACCUUGUUAAGCAGAAAGAUAGAUGUAUUCCUUACCCUUUAGCUCAAGGAGACGCUGCUUCUCAAGUCCCGUCUGAUUCACAGAACUCUGAAAGUUCUGCAAUACUUAAUAUGGAUGCUAAUGAGACACAGCAACUUAGUGAUCAAACACAAAAAGAUGAUUCUCCAGGUGACUGCUCAUCAGAGAAACAUCAGAACACAACAAGGCAUAAUCGCAAGGAGAACAGUGAAAAAAGACAGACGUCCUCUUUGACAAAAAAGGUCAAGGUGAAUCAAUGCAUGGUGUGUCAGAAGACAUUUGAAUAUCCAUCCAAGCUGUCCAGACAUUUGCUUGUCCACAUGGGCAUCAAGCCCUUCAGAUGUCAGGUUUGUAGUAAGUCCUUCAGACAGCUUUGUCACCUGCACAACCACCAGAAGAUUCACACUUUAAAAAGUGGCCUCAAUCUUACAAAACAGGUGAAAAAUAAACCUGCGUCUGAGAUGAAGAGAAAAAAGAAUCAACAGUCAGACUCGGAACCUCUGAAAACCAACCCAGACUUAAAACAUGACAGUGACCAGCGCUCAACUGAAGGUCUGUACAGUCAUGCUACUAAAAUCCCUGCCUGGAGCUACAAUGGAAAUAUGUUGCCUGGACUGGACUGCAGUACUGUGGACACACAUUUCUCUGGGGAACUAGUUUCUCAAAGGCCAGUCCAAAAUACUGACUAUAGAAACAGUAGCCAGGCUUUUGAUGCCAGACCUGCACAUGAAAUGCCUAAGCGAAGGAAACUUGGCUCACAAAACAAACCAGUUCUUGGUCGGGGGCAGGGUUAUUGUUGCCCUGUAUGUUCAAAACACUUCAGCGCCCCGUCCAAACUUCGGCGGCAUUCCCUGACUCAUGUUGGACAGAGGUCCUUUCAGUGUCCUGUUUGCUUCAAAACCUUUAAGCAAAGUGCUCAUUUGCAGACACACAUGGCUUUCCACAAUGAAGGGGAUGAGGCUGAAUUCUCUCCCGGUCUAAGUGAGGAAAGAGAGACUGAACCUUUACUGAGUCAGGAGGAGUACCACUGUCCUACAGAUGUGAAAUACUCCAUUAGUCCCCUGAAAGAUAAAGAGACAGAACCUGUAUGUGAACAAAGUUCCUCAAAUGGCAAGGACCUCCUCGCGACAGACCCAGCAACUUCAGCAGGUCACGCCACAAUAAGCAGCCCGGAAAACAAAUCAGUCAAGUCCACUUCACAGAGUAGAUCAAGGGGCUACCAGUGUGCGCUGUGCUUGAAGAAGUUUGAAUAUCCAUCCAAGCUGUCCAGACAUCUGCUCAUCCACAUGGGCAUCAAGCCCUUCAGAUGUCAGGUUUGUAGUAAGUCCUUCAGGCAGCUCUGCCAUCUACAGAACCACCAGAAGGUUCACAAUAGGAGCUCUUGGCACGAGGGUCAACCAAACGAAGCGGACAUGUCAUUGUUGGCUCAACAGGACCAGAGGUCCUCCAAUGAAGACUCUGUUCCAGAGAGACAUGUUGAUUACCCCACAGCGCCUCACCAAGACGAAGCGGGCACUGAUGAGACGUAUGGCGACCAGCAGAGGAAUUGUCCACAUUACGAACAAAGUGUUGAUGAGUCAUAUCCCCAGUAUUGCCCAUCAGGUCCAUCCAACUUGGAUAACUUACAUUUGUCAUUCGACUAUGACUCUACUCUCCAUCCUAAGGCAGAGGAUGCCAAUCACAUUAAGUCAGAAAGCAACUGCAGACCAGAUCAGAAAUGUAUCUCAACUUCCAAAUCGGACAAGAGCACCUGGCAUAUGGCAGAGGAAAAACAUGCGGAAAUCCCUUCAGAUGAAUACAAUGAACAGGAACACCAUACCCAGUUUCAAACCCCUUAUUUCAAUCAACAAGAAACGGCACAUAAUGACCAUAUGCAUCCAAUCCCUAGCCACCAUGCUCCUCUUGUGAAUGACCAUAGCCUGGCUGAAUCUCAUGAAAUACCUCACGAUUCAGAUCACAAGCUGUACCUUUACCAGUCCACCAUGACUCCGCCGUACUGUCACACAGACUAUGGGGUUAAAGAAGAAAGGAUGGAGGUCAGAUUAAGGUCCGAGGUGAAUCUUGCCUACAUGUCAGACCCACCCAAAGAUCUCCACGUCUGCCCAGGCUGUAGUCAGUGUUUCACCACCAAAAGGAAGCUCUCCCUCCACAAGUGUGACCAGAAACCCUCAGAGAAAGAAAGACACUCAAGCUCCUAUCAGUGUGCCAUCUGCUAUAAAAGCUUUGAGGCACCCUCUAAAUUGAAAAGACACUACCUGAUCCACACAGGCCAGAGGCCAUUUCAGUGUAGCGUGUGUGAGAAGGCUUUCACCCAGUCUGGUCAUCUGAAGACCCACCUGCAGACCCACAAGUAAAGCAUCUCAGCGUCCGCUCUGGAUGCCUGGACUGUUACUGUUAGGAACCUUAUACUUUAUCUCGGUUUGCCUUUUAUAUAUGUUUGAUUCUACAUAACUCUGGAGCAGAUGGAGACUUUUGUGUGUUCUAUGCAUUUUAAUCAGCAUAUUUGAGUAUUAAUACGCUUGUACAUAGAGUAAUUGAUAUUUAGGUACUUACUCUUGUGAACUGUGAUGAUUUCAUAUUGGCUAUUUUAUAUUGGUGUAAUGUACAAUAUCUAUUGUUUAUUUUCACAGAACUAGGGUACGGUUGCCUAUGAAGUGCCAUGUUUGUGACAUCAGUUUAGUUUGUAGUUCAACUACUCUGCACAAGAUGGCAGCAACGCGUUGCAUUUUGGUUUGGUGAAAUGUGCGGAACAGGAUGGUUGAAUAUCUCUGAUGUUCAGUGAUUGUUGAAGAUGCUUUUGUGUGAGGUGCAAAAAAACACAGUUAUUGCAGUUUGUUCAAGCCUGUGUUGUGGUGAUUUGGGAUAUGUGGGUAAAUCAUGUUUUACAUAUUGUGUCCAAGCCUGUUCACUCUGUGGGACUUAAUGCCCCUCAGUCAUUUUUGAGAUGAUAAUCCUUAUAAAAUGUAUCUAAAUAUGAUGAUAUUUACAUCUUCAUUGGGCUCUCUCCAAUUAUAGUUUUGGAACAUCUCAGAGGCAGUAUUUGUGUUUGUGCCAUUAUACCCAAACCUUGUGAAUGACAUAUUCAUUUAGAUACAGGUAUAAGCAGUCCUUUACUUCACAGCUCUAGAAUACAUUAAUAACUUGUGAUUAAUGCUAUACAGACAUGCAUUCUUUAUAAAUGUGCUUUAAAGUCCA